AUGGAAUUCGGUUUAUUUUGUGGUGCAGAUAAGCUUUAGGAGUCAUUUAUUUUAAGUUUGACAUUAAUUGGUUAAGCUGCGGGAUUUCUAAUGAGGUCUUUUAUGAAAAAUUUAGUCGUUUCGUAAUUUACGGAUGUCAUAGGAGCACUUUUUGCCUGGGUCCUUUUCAAAACUUAUCCUUCGAGAAAUGUUAUGUUCGGUUCUUCACUUAUUGCAGGCAUUAUCUAAGUCGGAACUUAAGCUAUGGGACCUAAUCCAGGCUAUUGGAUUGAAAUGGGACCUAUUUUAGUUGCUAAGGCUUAUAAAUCAUUAAUGGUAGGAGGUUUACUUAUUGUUACACCUUAACUUGUACCUUUUAGAUAUCUUUUAUUAUUAUUUACUUUUUCAAAUAUUAUUACUUUAGGACUUACUUCUCUUAUGCCUUUUUAUAAAAUGUUUAUGGAUUAAAUUAAAAUUAAUUGUUUUGUUGGUUUUGGUGUAAUUUCGUUUAUUUCGUGUUAUUAUAUUAGAAAAUGGACAUAUAAAGAAGAUAUUGGAAUUAUAGAAACAUAUGAUCCGAAUUCUAAAAAAGAUAAAGCAGCUUAAAUGCUUUAAGGAGGUAUGUAACCUAUUAGAGGUUAAAAAAAUGAAAAUCAUGGUCAUGAAGAAAGUUUACUUAAAUGA
Messenger RNA from Ichthyophthirius multifiliis, 663 nucleotides. RefSeq lists its product as hypothetical. NCBI's taxonomy places the organism in Eukaryota, Ciliophora, Oligohymenophorea, Hymenostomatida. The transcript has 2 exons. The record is from RefSeq and is a predicted model, not a curated record.